This is a messenger RNA of Paramuricea clavata, 997 nucleotides long. The record is from the annotation of a GenBank genome assembly. Lineage: Eukaryota; Metazoa; Cnidaria; Anthozoa; Malacalcyonacea; Plexauridae.
AUGAAUACGGCAAGAUCAUCAAAACGAAAAGCGAGUGUAUGUGGGGCUUCCACAAAACUAGCUAAGCAGACAAAGCUCAAUUUCAAUCCAGCAAACAAUGCAAACCAAAUAACUGUCAUCUCCGCUAUCCUUGAGUUCAUUUGUGGCGCUUGCAUGCCUUUUUCUAUUGUUGAAAACCCGUCGUUUUGUUCGCUUAUUAAAACCUUGCAACCGAAUUGCACUGUGCCGACUCGCAAAACUGUGAAGUUAAAACUUGAUGGCAUGGCAAAGACAACAAAAGAAAAUCUCUGCAAAGAAUUCUUAAAUGUUACUCAUGUUGCAACAACAACGGACUCAAUUGGAUACCUCGUACCGACCAUUACCAUUCUUAAAGAUAAGCUUAUUAAAAAGAAAGAGAAUGCGUCCUGUGCUGCAAUAACUGCCCUAGCGGAUGCCCUCAUCGAUGGUUUAGACCGCCGUUUUGCACGCUACCUAAAUAAUGGAGAGAUGAUCGCUGCUGCUCUUCUCCAUCCCUGCUUCCGAAAGGGUUGGCCUAUUAAUGACACACAAAUGCAAGCAGGUACUUUUGACAAUGCAAGUAACCAAUACUAACUAUAUACCAGUACCAGUUUCCAUUUAACUAGGUUGCUAAAUGUUGUGUACAUGCACUGCAUUGCGAGGCUGAGAGAUUGCUUUCUGUUCAGGUAAAGAAUACAUUUUCGAAAAUGUGGUCACAGAAGGGGUGAACAACCAUGAAAACAACAACAAAUCCGCCACGGCUGGUAAUGAUUCUGACAGCGACGAUUUCUUCGCAAGACCAAGCACCAUGACCUGCGACAGCAAAAGUAUGCUUAUGGAUUGGCUCAGUCGACCUCCAUCAGAGCGCCUGGCAGUCGAGGAAUUUACUGCAUUUAAGCCUCUCCUUCCGCUGUUUGUGGCAACAAACACUGGACUUCCGUCCAGUGCCUCUGUGGAACGUCUAUUUAGCUCCGCUGGACGUAUAUUCCAGCCAACGAGG